GAGAGAAGAGGGGAGGGGUGGGGGCGAGAGGUAAAUAGUCUUAAAUCGGAAGGGAGCUGCUUCUCUGUGGUCUUGACAAGCGCUGCCUGGGCUCCGCCGGCUCAGUAAUAACUGAGUGACCUUUUCUUUGGCUGUAUUAUGUCUGGCUGGGAAGGGAUUGCAUUUUGCUGCUGAGAGCCGGGGCUUCUUCAGCUCGGCUCCUCGCACGCUGCUGGGGUAAGUUGUCUUGAGCCCGGACAGAGAGAGACAGCCUUGGACUGCAGUUGCCUAAAAGGAGAACACCUGUGGCUCAGAUGCGGUCAACACCAUUACUUGGCGGAUCCUUGAGGACCUCAUUAUUUUAAACUUAAAAAAUAGAGAUUCCCUCCCCCCUCUUUUUUUUUUUCAAACAAUGCUUCUUUUUGACCUUUCCCAAGGAGAAGCGCUACAAAGCAGCCACUGUGCUUACUGAACGGCCUCCCCCUGUAUCGCUUAAUUGAGAAGGUAUACAAAUGCUCUCAGUUCAGCCAGACACCAAGCCGAAAGGUUGUGCUGGCUGCAACCGAAAGAUCAAGGACCGGUAUCUUCUAAAGGCACUGGACAAAUACUGGCAUGAGGACUGCCUGAAGUGUGCCUGCUGCGACUGUCGAUUGGGAGAGGUGGGCUCCACCCUGUACACUAAAGCUAAUCUUAUCCUUUGUCGCAGAGACUACCUGAGGCUUUUUGGUGUAACAGGAAACUGUGCUGCCUGUAGCAAGCUCAUUCCUGCCUUUGAGAUGGUGAUGCGUGCUAAGGACAACGUCUACCACCUGGACUGCUUUGCCUGUCAGCUCUGUAAUCAGAGAUUUUGUGUUGGAGACAAAUUUUUCCUAAAGAAUAACAUGAUCCUUUGCCAGACGGACUACGAGGAAGGUUUAAUGAAAGAAGGUUAUGCACCCCAGGUUCGCUGAUCUAUCAACAUCACCCCAUUAUGAAUACAAAGCACUACAUUCUUUUAUCUUUUUUGCUCCACAUGUAUAUAAGAAUUGACACAGGAGCCAACUGAAUAGCGUAGAUAUAGGGAAGCAGGAUGGUUAUAUGGAAUAAAAGGCGGACUGCAUCUGUAUGUAGUAAAAUUGCCCCAGUUCAGAGUUGAAUGUUUAUUAUUAAAGAAAAAAAAAGUAAUGUACAUAUUGCUGGAUUUUUUUGCUUGCUAUUCGUUUUUGUGUCACUUGGCAUGAGAUGUUUAUUUUGGACUAUUGUAUAUAAUGUAUUGUAAUAUUUGAAGCACAAAUGUAAUACAGUUUUAUUGUGUUACCAUUUGUGUUCUGUUUGCUUCUUUGUAUUGUUGCAUUUAGUACAAUCAGUGUUUAAACUUACUGUAUAUUUAUGCUUUCUGUAUCUACCAGCUAUUUUAAAUGAGCUGUAACUUUCUAGUAAAGAAUUGAAGAGAAAAAUCUCACUAAUGAUACACAGAUAGAUAAAGCAAGUCUAUCAACAUUAAAAGUACUAAAAAAUAAAGACACACACAAAGCA
Messenger RNA from Ictidomys tridecemlineatus (thirteen-lined ground squirrel), 1494 nucleotides. Lineage: Eukaryota; Metazoa; Chordata; Mammalia; Rodentia; Sciuridae. The record is from RefSeq and is a predicted model, not a curated record.